This is a messenger RNA of Penicillium cosmopolitanum, 1071 nucleotides long. RefSeq names its product amidohydrolase family protein. NCBI's taxonomy places the organism in Eukaryota, Fungi, Ascomycota, Eurotiomycetes, Eurotiales, Aspergillaceae. The coding region runs from base 1 to 1071 and encodes 356 amino acids. The record is from RefSeq and is a predicted model, not a curated record. Gene Ontology annotation, molecular function: hydrolase activity, acting on carbon-nitrogen (but not peptide) bonds. The transcript has a single exon.
AUGUCGACAGCUACGCAAGAAAACCCCGUUACUGCCAUUACCAAUGUCAGAGUAUUCGAUGGGCAGAGGAUCUGUGAUCCGAGCACUGUUUUUAUUGAUGGAGAAUUGAUUGGCGGACCGGACGCAAUUCCCAACAGGACUAUCGAUGCCCAGGGUGCUAUUCUGCUACCAGGUCUGAUAGAUUGUCAUAUCCAUUUGCAUGGACCAGAAGACCUCGCGCGAAUGACCGAGUUCGGCGUCACCACAGCACUCGACAUGGCAACUUGGCCGAUCGAGCUCCUUCAAUCACUCCGCGGUAGGGAAGGCGUAACUGACAUCCGGGGUUGCGGUGUCGCUGCCACAGCUCCCGGAAGUGUCCAUAGCCGCAUUCCUACUCUGCCUCGCGACGCUUUGGUCUCGAAUGCAGUUGAAGCCAAACGAUUUGUGACCGAUCGAAUUGCAGAGGGGGCAGACUAUAUCAAAAUAGUCGCCGAUGUGCCUGGGCCCGAUCAAGAAACUCUCAAUGCCCUCGUCGCCAACGCCCACCUGGGCGAUAAGCUUGUUGUUGCUCAUGCUGUCAGUCUAACUGCUACAGAGAUGUCUCAACUUGCUGGUGUUGACUUCAUCACUCAUGCUCCUCUUGAUGGUGUUAUAACUGAUCAGGAUAUCCAACGAAUGCUCGAGAGUAAGCGCAUCAGUAUUCCAACCUUGACUAUGAUGAUAGGGGUGGCUCGGGCAACUGGCAGGGACUUCGAAAAUGCUCGUAAAACUGUGGCUGCGCUUCACCUUGCGGGUGUUCCUAUUCUGGCCGGUACGGAUUCCAACAAGGCCGCCGGCGUACCAUCAAAUGUCUCGCACGGAAUCAGUCUGCAUGAAGAACUAGCAUUACUAGUCGAUUGCGGGCUAUCAACGACCGAGGCUCUCCGGGCCGCCACGUCUCUCCCAGCAAAGUAUUUUGGCUUGAAUGAUCGUGGAGUCAUUAAACCUGGCUAUCGGGCUGAUCUGAUCUUGAUUCAAGACAACCCAAUUGAAGAUAUUAAGGCAACUAGAUCCAUAACCAGGGUUUGGAUUGCAGGCCAAGAAUGCUGCUGA